CCACACACAGAGCUAUAAUUCUUUUCCAGGUUUUUUCUGUCGCUGUGAUACUUUGAUCAAUAGUUUGGUGCAGUUUUUCUCUCUGAGUGCCAGACUCUGAACAGAUCAGACCUGUAAAUCGUUAAAUCUGCAUUCAAAACAACUGAUUCUGCUCUCAUUUGGUCUGUAAACAUCUUUCAGCACAAGAUCUCUGAUUGAACAACCAGUGCAUUUGUUAAGGCCUCUAAACGUUACGUUCAGUGAAGUCAGUGGAACAAAGACUUCCAAGACUCGUUGAAGGUUUGUCUGAUCAAAGGUAACUGAGCCUGAGCUGAGUUUAUCACCGUGUGAAACCACUUUGAUCAGUACUGACGUCAGGUUCAGUGUCAGCGUGACACCGACACUCCGCAGGUCGACGCCGCUCUCCAUGACGACGCUGCCAACACAGUCCAAAGGUCACCUGUUCAGACUGAAGCAGGAACAGGUGAGCCGGGUCACAUGGCUGUCUGUCUGAUAGCAACUGCAACCUGAUAGGCUGGAGCCAGGCAGUGAUGUCAUCUGAUAGGCUGUAAUCUAGCAAACAGGUGUGACAUGGAGAAGGAGAGAAGAAGAAACAGACGACGGAUGAGAGAAGGAGAGAAGAAGAAAACAAGUCAGAGAAGAGGAGAAAAGGAGGAACAGGAGGAGUAAGAGGAGGAGGUGCAGAUGGAUCGCAGUGUGAUCCGGCUGAGUCACUGUCAGAAGGAGAUCUUCUGCUUCUCGGUGCCAGAGGAGUGUCCGAGCUGUGGGGAGGAGCUGAGGGGGAGCAGACUGCAGGAGGCGCCGGUCAGCCUCCCGUCCCCCCUCACCAACGGACACAAGAGCUCCUGCUGCCUGCUGGUUGCACCUGCACACGACAACCUCAACAGAGAGUUUGAUGGGACGUCAGAUCUGCACACCGGCAUCUCCAACACUACAGGAGUUGUGUAUAACUACACUUCUGGUGGAGUUCGUAGAGAUCUGAUUGGUUGGGAGAGCUGCGUCAGUGUUCCUCUGGUCCGACCCGACAUGUUCCACCUGCUGGCUCAGUGGGACAAGUACCUGGACCGCUUCUCUGAGGGACCCAUGUGGGACCCCGCCUGGCACAGGUUCCAUGAGGAGGACCAUAACUGCUUCAGUUUCUGUCUUCAGUUCAUUAACGGCGUCCUGGCGGCAGAGGGGCGGAGCUCUCUGAGCAGAGAGACCUUCACGCACAGCUUCAUCCUGCCGAGGAUGAGGAGGGUCUCCAAAUACACCACGCUGUACCAGCACAUCCAGAGACACCAGUACUACCUGGUGGACAGACAGGAGGACAGACAGGAAACACCUGAUAAACCAGACCUAUUUUGUGCCAGUUCUGUUUCAUAAAGGGCUCGAAAGGAGUCUCAUUGACAAGGAACCUGAUCCUCCAGACUUCAGUUUGUCUCCAUGGUACCAGAUCUGCUCCCACAGCCAGAACAUUAUGACCACCUGCCUGAUACCGUGUAGGUCCCCCUUUAGCCGCCAAAACCUCCCUGACCCAUCGAGACCUGGACUCCACUAGAUCUCUGAAGGAGGGCUGUGGUAUCUGGCACUAAGAUGUUGGCAGCAGAUCCUUUAAGUCCUGUAAGCUGUGCGGUGGAGCCUCCAUGGUCCGGACUCAGUGGUCCAGCACAUCCCACAGAUGCUGGACUGGACUCGAGGUCUAGAAUCUGGAGGCCAAGUCAGCACCUUGAACUCGUGGUUGUCCUGGACAAGAAGACCAUGAAGAGUCCGCUGCCAUCAGCGAACACCGUGACCUGAUCCAUCAGACCAGACCACCUUCUUCCACUGAUCCUCGGUCCAGUUCUGAUUCUCAUCUGCCCGCUGUGGGAGCUUUCAGCAGUGGACAGGGACCAGCACGGGCCCCCUGACUGGCCCCAUGCACAACAAACUGUGAUGCUCUGUGUGUUGUGAGGCCUUUCUAUCAGGGGUCUUCACCUGUCAGAGGGCAGAACGUUACAGGCAGCUUCACCUGCUGACCCCCGUCAGGUCGUAGAUUAGGAACUUUAAGUCUCUUCUGCCACUUCCUGCCUCCGUCGCGCUGACUCACCUGUGUGAGCACUUCCAGGUGUAUCUGAGCCGAGACACAGGCGGUGUGUGUUUCAUGUGUGGAGUCUCAAUAAAGCUCAUCUGAUCUUU
Molecule: messenger RNA, 2157 nt
Organism: Micropterus salmoides (largemouth bass)
Lineage: Eukaryota; Metazoa; Chordata; Actinopteri; Centrarchiformes; Centrarchidae
Product: MKRN2 opposite strand protein-like
Exons: 6
Coding region: 685-1365 (226 amino acids)
Source: RefSeq, a predicted model, not a curated record